Molecule: messenger RNA, 854 nt
Organism: Cheilinus undulatus (humphead wrasse)
Lineage: Eukaryota; Metazoa; Chordata; Actinopteri; Labriformes; Labridae
Product: C-reactive protein-like
Exons: 2
Coding region: 64-750 (228 amino acids)
Source: RefSeq, a predicted model, not a curated record
CAUGAGGAGAAAAUAAGAGCACAUUCCAGUUUCAGAUUUGUUUGGCGUUCCAGACCAGAGACGAUGAAACUGCUGCUGAUCUUCCUGGCUUUGCUCUGUGCGGGACACGCUGUGGAACAAGAUCUCUCAGAGAAGGUUUUUGUCUUCCCAGUGAGCAGUGCUAAUUCUUAUGUUAAGCCCAUUGCCACUUUGGAGCAGCCCCUCACUGCUGCAACCAUGUGCAUGAGGUACUUCUCUUCGCUCACCCGAGCCCAGACCCUGUUCUCCCUGGCCACCCCGGCUCAGUCUAACGCCUUCCUUCUCUACAAGCCCUCUGUUGGUGUGUACCGACUGCACAUCAACGGGGCGCCUCUUGAUGUCCCUGGGCUCCCUGAUCAAACUGAUGAGUGGAACUCUGUCUGCUGGACGUGGGACUCCAACAACGGCUUGAACACGGUGUGGGUCAACGGAAAGAGAAGUGGUCGGAAAAUUCUGGGAGCCAAAGCAUCCAUUACUGGUGUUCCCAUCAUCAUUUUGGGUCAAGAUCAGGAUAGCUACGGUGGAGGCUAUGACCAGGCUCAGUCCUUCGUUGGGGACAUCACGGACGUCCACCUGUGGAACAGCGCCAUCUCUCCGUGUGAAAUCAAGUUGUACAUUGAAGGUAGCGCCUUCACCCCUGGAAACCUUCUGAACUGGAAAAAUCUGCGCUACUCCACCACCGGCUCCGUGUACGAGGAGCAGAGUGACUUUGACAAACUGGCGUGUUUUUAGUUUAUCUAACAGGUAUCAGGAUGCAAAGUUCAACCAAACCAGUGGAGAAAAUCUAUCAGUCUUGAAGACCUUGUUUAGGAAAUAAAGUCUUCCAGCAACUUUGA